AUGGAGCCCGUUGACGUCGACAACUUUUUGCAACACCAAGAGCAAUUCACUCACGCACACAACCCCACACACAGCAACAUGGACUCAUUAGGCGCUUCCGGCAUGUCUGCCUUUCCCAACGACCCCAAAACGCAAAUCAUGCGCCAGAUCCAGCAAGAAGCUGCGAUGCAGAAUGCGCGCCUGCUCGUCGAGAAGCUGAACGAGCACUGCUUCGAGCGCUGCGUGCCGAAACCCAAUGCCUCGCUGUCCAAGGGCGAGGAGACGUGCUUCACGAGCUGCAUGGAGAAGUACAUGGGUGCGUGGAAUACCGUGUCGAAGCAGUAUGUGGCGAGGAUACAGCGGGAGAGUCAGAAUGGGGUGCAGAACAUCUAG
Parastagonospora nodorum SN15 is the source of this 372-nucleotide messenger RNA. RefSeq lists its product as hypothetical. The coding region runs from base 1 to 372 and encodes 123 amino acids. The transcript is spliced from 2 exons. The record is from RefSeq and is a predicted model, not a curated record. Lineage: Eukaryota; Fungi; Ascomycota; Dothideomycetes; Pleosporales; Phaeosphaeriaceae.